This is a messenger RNA of Temnothorax curvispinosus, 3076 nucleotides long. Its product is annotated as elongation of very long chain fatty acids protein AAEL008004-like. Gene Ontology annotation, molecular function: fatty acid elongase activity. The record is from RefSeq and is a predicted model, not a curated record. Gene Ontology annotation, cellular component: endoplasmic reticulum membrane. NCBI's taxonomy places the organism in Eukaryota, Metazoa, Arthropoda, Insecta, Hymenoptera, Formicidae. Gene Ontology annotation, biological process: very long-chain fatty acid biosynthetic process; fatty acid elongation, monounsaturated fatty acid; fatty acid elongation, saturated fatty acid. The coding region runs from base 1 to 900 and encodes 299 amino acids. The transcript is spliced from 4 exons.
AUGGCGUCGGCGGCAGCGGAAUUAGUAGCGGAGCGAGAGCCGGAGCUGAGGCUCGAGAUGACAGACUCGAAUAGGACCUUCGUAGGUGCCCAGGGUCUAGUCAGGAUGGCCCUGGAUCAGUACACGGAAAUCCUCACGACAGUUUCCGAUCCACGUGUCAGCGACUGGCCGCUAAUGGACUCGCCUAUACCAACAAUCCUUAUCGUACUUCUUUAUCUGUACGGCGUCGUCAUAUUCGGCCCGCGUAUGAUGGUCAACAGAAAGCCGUAUAAACUCAGAGGAGUCUUGGUGACAUACAACGCGUUUCAAGUCGUCUUCUCGCUAGGGAUGCUAUAUGAGCACUUAAUGUCCGGAUGGCUAUUGGACUACAGCUAUAAAUGUCAACCGGUCGAUUACUCCCACAAUCCAUCCGCUCUGAGGAUGGCGAACCUCUGCUGGUGGUACUUCAUCAGCAAAUUUACGGAAUUCGCUGACACGGUAUUCUUCGUGUUGCGCAAGAAAGACAGUCAGGUGACAUUCCUGCAUUUAUAUCACCAUUCUCUAACACCCCUCGAGACGUGGAUCUGCGUGAAGUUUAUCGCGGGCGGCCAUGGCACCCUGGGCAAUCUUAUAAACAACGCGGUGCACGUGGUCAUGUACGCGUAUUACAUGUUAGCGGCCAUGGGCCCAGAAUUUCAGAAGUAUUUGUGGUGGAAGAAGCAUCUGACUACUGUACAACUGGUGCAGUUUUUCCUGGUGUUCGUGCAUAGCGCGCAGGCCCUCAUCUUCGAUUGCGGCUACCCGAAACUGGUCGCGGCCCUCCUUCUACUUCACUCGACGAUUUUCUUCGUGCUCUUCUCCGACUUUUACAGGUCCGCUUACCGCAGAGGAAAGUCCGCGAAGGAACUCAAGGCUGAAUAGUACACAUACGAAAGGGAAAAUCUUCGUUCCAGCGACGAACGAGACACGCAAUACACACGUACACACAUAUCGCGUCGAAAUGUGGGCUCCUUUCUACACCGGUGAACUUUUACGCUCGUUAAUGUAUCGAUAGAUGAGGGACUCAUCGAGCAGCUCAUAUAUUCGAAAAUGUCAAUUGUUGGCAAAGCGCGAGAGGAAUAAAUAUCUAAAUACGCGCGUUCUAGAGAAUAUCGAAAUUUCUUAUCUACUCUGCGAAUGACGGAAUUAUCAAAAUGUUAACAAAAAAGCGAACCGUGGCGCCGAGCAAAAACUGCGUCGGCAACGCUUUAUAAUUUUUGUACAAUAUAAAUAACAAUUAUAAAGAAUUGCAAGUAUCGUAGAAGGAAAACUGAUCAAUGAAAAAGCAGGAUCAGUCGGUUAACGGGUUAAUGCUGCUAUCUGCUAUCAGUUUGGCAAGGCGAUACAACGAAAAGUCUGCGAUGUGGACACCAGGAAAGACUAUCCAUUAGAAAUUCCUUUUAGGCAACGAUCAAAUGUGAUUGUUUGGGUCGCUUUUGCAGCGAUAAAUUGUACUGACUCUCGAUACAUAAACGCGUCUUCCCGAUAGAUAAUCGAGGUCAGAUAUUUCACUGGUGCGGGGCGUGGAGAUUGCUUCCGUAAGGAAGAUAAUUCUUAUUCGUUAUACUCUCCCCGGACGUGUAUUAUCCGCAGGACAUCUCGGGUCUCGCGCGCACCUUGGAUUAACUUCAAUAUUACAUAGCCUUAAAUGUUGCUUCUAUUAUAUUUUAAUCGGCUUCCAUCGCUCAAUUAACUCGCUAAAGGAAGUUAAGGAACGCCAUGAGGAUUAGGUUAAAUAAAAUAAAUGGUAAAUGUAAUUUUCUCCUUUUUGAGGAUAUAAAGCCUGGAAUUUUGAGAGAUUGCGAUAAGCGAGAAGGAACGCAAAGACGAAACGAAGCAAUAAUAUAAUACAUAUGAUUUGAAAAUUACAUGGCUACAGUUAUAAAAAUAUUCUGUCGUGUUGGACUAAUCGGUCCUGAAAAUCACGCAAUCGUGUUCAAUAUUCGUAAUUUUCAGAAUUAACGUGAGGCAUUGAAAUAAAAAUUUAAAGCAUGAAAUUGUUUCUUAUAAUUUCUAAAUAAUUCUGGAGAGCUAGUUAAUUGGUGUAACACGAAAAAUAUAGAUAUAUAUCCGAUAAGCUUAUCUUUGCAUUCUAAUUAAAGUAAUCGAGAAGUAUUGCCGCAGCUUUUCGAUUCGAGAAACGGAGCAAUCGGGAAACAUAUAUAUGCAUGUAUAUGCUCGUCGAUGCUGAAGGAGGCUCCCGGAUAUACCGCAGUGCGGUAUGGAUCACGACAGGCUGCUAUCAAUAAAUUUAUAUCGAGCAAUAUCUGGAAAUGUGCGAACGAAUUCACAUAUCCAUAUCAGCGAUACAUUCGUGAUACAAAAAUCCCAUCUUCCCGAAAAACCCUGGCGACUUACUGGCAAGUAACUACGAAUAAAUGAGACUUACAAUUCGUCGAAAUCGUGCACUAAUACAUCAUAUAUGGAGAGAAUCUUAAAUUAUUUUAUAUUAAUAUAUCAUAUUUUAUUGCUUCGAUUCGUCUUAUCAAACUCACCAUUCUGUGAGGCACACAGAGGCGGUAUAUUAUAUAUGUAUAUGGAAGUAUAUUUAUUGUUUGAUUUUUAACGGAGAGAGGGAGAGGGAGAAUUAUAUCCCGCGAGACCACGCUGAUGUUUCACAACUUAUUCUACUUCCACGGGAUUAACAUAGCGAGACGCGAGAUGAGACGAAUGUCGCGAAGAGGCGAUAGAACCGGCGCGGACGCACGGUCCGACGCCGUCGGAGAGGACCCGCGGAGUUGCACGUCCGCGCGGCGCUUCCCGUUUUAUCGAUUCCCUCGACGAAGCUCUGCCCCUGCGCAGCCACGAGGAGCGGCACGAGGCGAUACCGCGCGAACGCCGCGAACAAUCGCCGGAUUACGGCCGAGGAGGGGUGUUUGCGACGAUUCUCGAGGUUUAACACAGUUGUACGAUAGGGUGAUAAGUUAUUAAGUCUCUCGACGCGAGACAAUAAUCUUAGGGUUACGGCUCUCGCGUACGCCGGUCGCGCAUGCACCGUCUUGUACAUAUUGUAUCUCCCAUUUUGUAACGAUGAAUAAAAUAUUAAUUAAAAGAUAAA